Exophiala xenobiotica is the source of this 975-nucleotide messenger RNA. RefSeq lists its product as uncharacterized. NCBI's taxonomy places the organism in Eukaryota, Fungi, Ascomycota, Eurotiomycetes, Chaetothyriales, Herpotrichiellaceae. The coding region runs from base 1 to 975 and encodes 324 amino acids. The transcript has 3 exons. The record is from RefSeq and is a predicted model, not a curated record.
AUGUCCACUCCUUUGCUCCCAUCUUUCCGUCGACAACAGCUUGUUCUUGACUUCUCAUCUCUCAAGGACAGCUGUCCAGAGGGUGUUUAUCUUUCGCUCACUCCGGGCACCCCUUCAGUUUGGGCUGCGGUGCUCUUUGUCCGCGAAGGGCCAUAUGCAGGGGCGGUCCUUCGAUUCGAUAUAUCAUUCCCCGACUCCUAUCCUGAGGAUCCUCCUCUCGUAACAUUCUCAAGCGACAUCUUCCACCCUCUAGUGGUUCCACUGACUACCUAUACCUUCAGCGCCAGUGGUGUCGACGCGUCCAGUACGAUCAGCGCCUCUGAUACCGAUAGGCUUCCGCCCGGCGCAUUUUCCUUGCGCUAUGGUUUUCGGCACUGGUUUCGACGGCGGAGUCCCGCUACGGGCGACGAAGUUCACAGUGGCGCUGUGACCGAAGAAGAUGACACAACCGCUCUGGCGCCUGGUGCUGUUGAUGCUGUCAACUCGACAGCGCCUCGGCAGGUAGGGCAGGAGAUCCAUGAUCGCAAGGGCCUCUUACUGAAGAUGUUGUCCCACAUCAAGAGCGCGUUUGAGGACGCCGACAUGUUGGACAGCAUGCCGCUCGAUGUGGCCGGCGAUCCCAGCGCAUGGCAUGCCUGGCGCGCUCACCGAGGCCUUACCAGGAAGGAUGCCCGUCCAAAAAGUCCGACAAUUGGCAGUGACGGCGCACCAUCUUCACCAAAAUAUCCCAGUGAAUGGAAAUGGGACGGCGUCUGGGAAUCGCGUGUCACCAACGGUAUUGAGGCGAGCAUCAAUGAAGCCACUCUUUUCGGCAGUGCUGCUGGCGGCCGUGCCGGCCUGGGUUCUGUAGACUUGACAACCGUGGAUGCGCGACAGAAGAUGUUCGCAAAUGCAACCCGGCAAAUCCGUUUCUCGAAGCUGGACGAAGAGCUCUUCGACAAGGUGAGAAGCGAGGUCUCAAGUAUGACAAUGUGA